Molecule: messenger RNA, 264 nt
Organism: Rotaria sp. Silwood2
Lineage: Eukaryota; Metazoa; Rotifera; Eurotatoria; Philodinida; Philodinidae
Source: the annotation of a GenBank genome assembly
AUGAGUUCAAUAGUUGCUAAUAAUAUAGCACAAUGUAUUGAUGCACUUGUUAGAUUUACUUGUCUUAUUAGUGCUCCUCUAAUUUUAAUUGUUGUUCAAAUAAGUCGUAUUGAUCAUGAACGUAUAUCAGAAAAAGUUCAAGAUUCAUCAGCUGACACAUUUGAAAUAGCUGGAGAAACAGUUCGAAGUUUUGGAAAUGACGACGAAGAAUUGGAAACACUCUUUUACAAUCAUAUCAAGUUUCAUGAAUACAAGCACAUUUAA